UGCGAGUGGGCGGGGCUCCGCGAUCCCGGUCUGGAUUCUUCACUCGGGAGCGCGAGACGAGUUGAACGCGAAUGCAGCCAUAUUCGGCUUCACCGAGAAGCACACCGGUAGCGCAGGCUUACACGUAACGAUUCGCCUACUCAGAAAAAGCGCCCAGUCCAGGCUUUCGGAGGGCAUAUGUAAGUAGUUUAAACGCGUGUGUAGUUCAUCUGGGAGUUUAUAAGUGAAGAUUUCCUGUUGAGCGGAAUGAGCGUCCGGUCAUCCUGAGAUACGACGGGAGGGAGAAAAAGACCGACACAUCCCGCAAAGUGGAAAGUACAGAUUUGUCCGGAUUAAGGCAAAUGGAGCCGACAGGGCCUCGGGAGUGAGGAGGGGGUGGAGGCGCUGGAAGCCAGCGGACAACAACGGGGUUAGGCGCAUUAGGGCUGCGUUUAUCAGAGCACAAUGUUGGGCACAUUUUGCUAGCUGGCUAGCUGGAUGGCUGGCUAGCAGUUGGAGUCUGGGACUUCCGAGCUCCACACAUAUAAGUCAGAUAAAUACUAUUUGUAUACAUUUAUAACGCUAUUCCCCGUUAUAUUAAUUUCGACAAAAGUUGUUUUAUCCUCUCUGGCUCUGGGAGUGGUAGCCAGGCCGCUAAACUGGUAGAAGAUGUCUGCGAAGGUGCGCCUGAAGAAGUUGGAGCAGUUGCUGCUGGAUGGCCAUCAAAAAAACGACAAGUCAUUGAGUGUGGAGACGCUGCUGGAUAUCCUCAUAUGUUUAUACAACGAGUGCAGCAACUCGCCCUUAAAACGGGAAAAACACGUGACGGACUUUUUGGAAUGGGUGAAGCCAUUCACAACCACUGUGAAGGAGAUGCGCCUUCACAGAGACGACUUCGAGAUGCUCAAAGUGAUCGGCAGGGGAGCCUUCGGAGAGGUUGCUGUGGUGAAGAUGAAACACACCGAGCGUGUUUACGCCAUGAAGAUUCUCAACAAGUGGGAGAUGCUGAAGAGGGCCGAGACGGCGUGUUUCCGGGAAGAGAGGAACGUCCUGGUGAACGGAGACUGCCAGUGGAUCACUACCCUGCAUUAUGCUUUCCAGGAUGACAACUACCUGUACUUGGUGAUGGAUUAUUACGUGGGAGGCGACCUGCUGACUUUGCUUAGUAAAUUUGAGGACCGACUCCCGGAGGACAUGGCCAAGUUCUAUGUGGCAGAGAUGGUGCUCGCUAUCCACUCCAUCCAUCAGCAGCGCUACGUACACAGGGACAUAAAACCAGACAACGUGCUACUAGACAAGAAUGGUCACAUCCGUCUCGCUGACUUCGGCUCCUGUCUGAAGAUGAUGCAAGAUGGCACGGUCCAGUCAUCAGUGGCUGUGGGCACCCCAGACUACAUCUCCCCUGAGAUCCUGCAGGCCAUGGAGGAUGGCAUGGGGAAGUACGGGCCGGAGUGUGACUGGUGGUCUCUUGGCGUCUGCAUGUAUGAGAUGCUCUACGGCGAGACGCCCUUCUACGCUGAAUCCUUGGUGGAGACCUACGGGAAGAUCAUGAACCACGAGGAGCGAUUCCAGUUCCCCUCUCACAUCACGGAUGUCUCCGAGGAUGCUAAAGAUCUGAUGCAGCGGCUCAUCUGCAGUAGAGAGCGUCGGUUAGGUCAGCAGUGCAUCGAGGAAUUCAAGAAGCACCCCUUCUUCUCCGGCAUUGACUGGGAGAACAUCCGCAACACAGAGGCACCGUACAUCCCUGACGUCAGCUCCCCCUCAGACACCUCCAACUUUGAUGUAGAUGACGAUGUGCUGAAAAACCCGGACAUCGCUCCCCCAGUAUCUCACACAGGUUUCACCGGGCAGCACUUGCCCUUUGUGGGCUUCACCUACACCACAGACAGCUGUUUCUCAGAACGCAGCAGCGUGAGGAGGGUGGCGCUGGCGGAUGGAGGCGCUGGGGAGGAUCUCCAGGAUGGGGGUCUGCAGGUGGAAGCCUUUGAGAAGAGGAUUCGUUGUCUGGAGCAGGAGAAACAGGAGCUCAACCGCAAGCUGCAGGAAUCCACUCAGGCUGUUCAGUCCCUCCAUGGCUCGGGGCGUGGGGCUUGCACACUUGGUCGUGAUAAAGAGGUUAAAAAACUCAAUGAGGAAAUCGAUCGGCUGAAAAAGAAAUUGGCAGACUCUGAUAGGCUUGAGCACCAGCUGGAGGAGGCGGUGACUCUGAGACAGGACUUUGAAAGUUCCUCCACCAAACUAAAGGCCCUGGACAAGCAAGUCAAAGCUCUCAAGCAGGAGAAGGAGGAUAUCCAUAAGCAACUGGUGGAGUCUCUGGAUCGCCUGAAGUCUCAGACCAAGGAGCUGAAGGACGCCCACCAGCAGAGGAAGCUGGCCAUGCAGGAGUUCUCGGAGCUGAAUGAGCGCAUGGCCGAGCUGCGCUCGCAGAAGCAGCGUCUGUCGAGGCAGCUGCGGGACAAAGAGGAGGAGAUGGAGACAGUGAUGCAGAAGAUCGACGUCAUGCGCCAGGACAUCCGCAAAACCGAGAAGGCCCGCAAAGAGCUGGAGUCUCAGCUGGAGGAUGCGCGUGCCGAAGCCUCUAAGGAGCGUAAGCUCAGAGAGCACAGUGAAGUCUACUCUAAACAACUGGAGAGCGAGCUGGAGACACUCAAGGUCAAGCAGGGAACGGGUCGCGCCUCAGGUUCCAGUUCAGAGACUCAGCAGGAGCUCACCAAGCUGAAGUCAGAGCUGGAUAAGAAGGUGCUGUUCUAUGAGGAGGAGCUGGUGAGACGUGAUGCCAGCCACACUACAGAGCUGAAGAACCUGAGGAAGGAGCUCCAUGACUCUGAGGGUCAACAGCUGUCACUGCACAAAGAGCUGCUGGUGCUCAAAGACAAACUGGAAAAGGCCAAGAGAGAGCGGCAAACCGAGAUGGAUGAGGCCAUGGGUGCACUGAAGGAGAAGUUUGAACGGGAACGCAACCUUCUGAGUGAAGAAAACCGUAAACUCACUGCAGAAACAGACAGGCUCUGCAACUUUGUGGACAAGCUGAAGGCUCAGAUCAGACAGCUGGAGGGUGAGCUCCAAGAUCUGGCCUCGAAGAAAGAGAGUGUAGCACACUGGGAAGCACAGAUCGCUGAGAUCAUCCAAUGGGUGAGCGAUGAGAAAGAUGCACGCGGCUACCUUCAGGCUCUGGCCUCCAAGAUGACGGAAGAGCUGGAGUCUCUGCGUAGCUCAAGUCUGGGAUCCAGAACACUGGAUCCUUUAUGGAAGGUGCGCCGCAGUCAAAAGUUGGACAUGUCUGCCCGUCUGGAGCUGCAGUCAGCCUUGGAAGCUGAAAUCCGUGCCAAGCAACUGGUUCAGGACGAGCUGCGCAAGGUCAAGGCUACCAACAUCUCUUUUGAGAGCAAACUGAAGGAUACAGAAGCCAAGAACAAAGAGUUGGAGGAACAACUCGAGAAUAUGAAGAAGGAGAUGGAAGAGAGCCGUUCACGAUCAGACAAAGGCCUCAAACUGGCUGACUUCCAAGACUCCAUCUUUGAGUACUUCAAUACCUCUCCCCUCGCUCAUGACCUGACAUUCAGAGACUCCGUCUCCUCCUCAUCCGCAUCUUCUCUGCUUGCAUUUUGGGAUGAAACAAGCUCCGUCGGUGAUGUGGAUGCCACACCCCAGAAGACAGACAUCCCUACUUCCUCCCCAUCAGUGGCUUUAGAACAGGACGAACCAGUCAAGCCUCAAGCGACCACCCCUGCUGCCCCUUCUCCAGUCUAUCAGCCCACGCUCAGUGCACCAAAGCCUAAAGCUCAUCAGCUGAGUAUUAAGACUUUCUCCAGCCCGACCCAGUGCACUCACUGUACCUCCCUGAUGGUGGGCCAGAUCCGACAGGGUUAUGCCUGCGAGGUAUGCUCUUUCAUCUGCCACGUGUCCUGUAAAGACAACGCGCCACAGGUUUGCCCCAUUCCUCCAGAGCAGGCCAAGAGGCCUCUGGGUAUUGAUGUGCAGAGGGGCAUUGGCACAGCGUACAAAGGUUUUGUCAGGAUCCCGAAGCCCACAGGAGUGAAGAAGGGCUGGCAGAGGGCAUAUGCCGUAGUGUGUGACUGUAGGCUCUUCCUCUAUGAGGUGCCAGAAGGGAAGUCCACUCAGCCUGGUGUGAUGGCCAGUCAGGUCCUCGACUUGAGAGAUGAAGAAUUCUCUGUAAACUCUGUGUUGGCAUCUGACGUGAUCCAUGCCAGUCGUAAAGACAUUCCCUGCAUAUUUAGGGUAACAUCAUCCGCUUCGAACUCUCCAGUCCGGCCGGUGCCUCUGCUGGUGUUAGCUGAGAGUGAGGCAGAGAAGAGGAAGUGGGUGGGCAUCCUAGAGGGCCUGCAGAACAUCCUGGCCAAGAACUGCCUGAAGAACCGUGUGGUGCAUGUCCUGCAUGAGGCCUACGACAGCAGCCUGCCUGCCAUCAAAACUACACUCUCUGCUGUCAUCUUAGAUCGAGAACGAAUUGCAUUGGGGACAGAAGAGGGGCUGUUUGUAGUCGAGAUCACCAGAGAUGUCAUUGUUCGUGCUGCUGACUGUAAAAGAGUUUGCCAGAUUGAGCUCAUGCCCAAAGAGAAGAUGGUGGCCCUUCUUUCUGGCCGUUACCGCCAUGUCCAUUUAUACCCCUGGGCGGGACUGGAGGGUGCGGAUGUUAAUUGUGAGGCCAAGUUGACCGAGACAAAAGGCUGCCAGACUAUGACCAUAGGUUCCCUACGCCCCGGUGGUCCAGCGUGUCUCCUAGCAGGUGUGAAGCGGCAGGUCAUCUGUUACGAAAUCACUCACGUAAAGCCCCAUCACCGUAAGCUGUGGGAGGUGCAGGCGCCUGGUAUCGCCCAGUGGCUGGGUAUUAUUCGUGAUCGGCUGUGCGUGGGUUACCCGUCAGGCUUCGCUCUGCUGGCCAUGCAGGGAGAGUCAUCACCGGUGAGUCUGGUGAGCCCGGGAGAUCCCUCGCUAGCUUUUUUGGCCCAGCUGUCACUGGAUGCGCUGCACGCUAUGGAGGUGGGGGCCAAUGAACUGCUGCUGUGCUUCAGUCAGCUGGGAGUGUACGUGGACAUGACGGGACGGCGCUCUCGAACGCAGGAGCUGAUGUGGCCCGCCAUACCCCUUGCCUGCAGCUCAAACUCGAACUACCUGACGGUGUACAGUGAUUAUGGAGUAGAUGUGUUUGACGUCCACACCACAGAAUGGGUCCAGACCAUCUCAUUAAGAGGAAUUCGGCCUCUGAAUGUAGAGGGCAGUCUGAACCUGUUUGGCUCCGAGCAGCCCCGUCUCAUCUACUUCAGCAACAACUCCUCAGACGGCUAUGAUCUGGCCAUCCCUGAGACCUCAGACAACAGCAAGAAGCUGAUGGUUAGGACACGCAGCAAGAGGAAGUUCCUUUUUAAAGUUCCAGAGGAGGAGCGGCUGCAGCAGAGAAGGGAAAUGCUGAGGGAUCCUGAAAUGAGAUCCAAGCUGAUCUCCAACCCCACUAACUUCAACCAUGUGGCUCACAUGGGCCCAGGCGAUGGCAUGCAGGUCCUCAUUAAUCUUCCUCUGAGUGUGUUGCCCUCUUCUCAGGACGACCUAUCUAAAGACAAGCCCCGGCCGCUGUCCAGCAUCUCACGGCAACAGAGGAGUAAGACCCACAUCACCCGCACUGCCUCAGGAGGAGGAGAUUUUGGAGCAGGGUCAUCUCGCAGUAUUUCUGAUCAAGAUCAAGACUUUGAGAGAGAGCCCGACUCUGACUCGACCAAACAUUCCACCCCCUCCAACAGCUCCAACCCCAGCAGCCCCCCGAGCCCCAACUCUCCCCACCGCAGUCAGCUCACUCUGGACAGCCUGGAUCAAUCCCUGGACGGCUGAAAACGGACAGCUCCCUUUCUUUUCACCCCGCGCACACCCUAGACACACCCUCCCAUAUCCAUCCGCUCUGCUAGAACUCAAUAAGAAGUGCCAAGACUCUUACAAAAAGUCACCUGCUCAUCCACCACCAGAGCCAAAGGUUUACCCAAAAUCCUGCUUAUGGGUCUACGCCUCGAUCGCCACAAGAGCAGCGUUCAGGGUGUGUGCUGACAGGCACGGGCGAGCCACCAAAAGAAAAACAAAACAAAGAUAAAAGCCUGUCCCCUGGCGGAAAUGUUAUGGUAUUACACUAACUGGGUCAGAUUAGCAGUAUGAUGGACUUUUAUUUUAUUUUAAAUCUGAAUAUCAUGCCAUGCUCCUGCAAGUUUUUUUGUUUGUUUGUUUGUUUGUUUUUUAAUUAUUAAUAUUUACUUUAGUAAAUGAACAUGCAUUACAUCUGCUGUGUCAGAAUUGCUUCUGGAUUCUUAGCAACCCUUCAAAGUACUGAAUUGAUGGGAAAAGAGACUUCUCAUGCUGAUUUUAAAUGUAUAUUAUCAGGAACACUCAUCAAGGGGUCCGAAGAGAGGAGCGUAUCGGGAAGAACGAAACUGAAGACGAUAUAGAACUUUGAACAUAUAGAGAACAUACAGAACAUUCUUGGACCAGUAACACGAUUCAUCACGGACCGGUGAAGACGUCCCAUAUGAGCAAUAUAUCGGUGAUGUGAGACUUUCGGGGGUUUAAAGCCAAACCAGAGGGCACUUUUAUUAUGUAAUUUCUCUUUUUCUCUCAAGUUCUGCAUUUAAACCAGCCUUUAUAAUAUUCAUGUUUUAACUUAGAUGUUUCCCACAAAGAUAUCUAGUUCAUCUUAUCACAAAAAAGACGGCAACAAAAAGGAAGACUCUACAUAUAGAUAAGUGUUUUAAUAAAAAUACAAAGGAGAACGGCACACACUACAACUAUUCAUAGGAUUUCAGUAGUUCCUCUUAAGAUGCUGCUGCUGCUGCUGCGUUGUGUGCUCUAUUUAAAAAUGAAAGCUAAAAAAUCUAUAUAUGUUAUAAGGUUAUCACCAUAGCCAUGCUCUGAUUCUGGUUUCUGAUGUUUGACACAUGCGAGCAGCCUUGUGGGACUCACUGUCGAAGACUCCUAUCCUAUCAGGACGCUGAUGUGAGUUUGUUUGUUGACAUGCUUAAGAUCCGCAGGCAUGGCCGGCAUAUCCAUCAUCACUCGAGUGUGCCUUCAGUGCCAACUGUCGUUUCAGUCAUAAACUGUCCGCUAAAGUAUUUCAGUGGUUUAGACCAGGCUGACAGUAAUGUAUUAUGUUUCCCCUCGCCCUUCUGAAACACUGUAAGACACUUGCACACGUUUUUAGUCUGAGGAAAUAAUUCUACGCGAAUGGUUUUUCCUGUACCUCCUUUUUCUCCCCCAUACUUCACUUAUCCGCUUCAUCAGACGGAAGUUUAUCCUCGGAACACUACUGCUUUUACUUUAAAAGAAAAAAAAAAAGUCACAGGUUGAAAUCUUUGUAAUUAUUGACUUGUUAGCCACAUAAAUUUGAACAAUAAAAGAGUACCUGUUGUG
Messenger RNA from Carassius carassius (crucian carp), 7383 nucleotides. It is a transcript of the gene cdc42bpb, whose product is annotated as CDC42 binding protein kinase beta (DMPK-like). Gene Ontology annotation, cellular component: cytoskeleton; cytoplasm. Lineage: Eukaryota; Metazoa; Chordata; Actinopteri; Cypriniformes; Cyprinidae. The record is from RefSeq and is a predicted model, not a curated record. Gene Ontology annotation, biological process: peptidyl-threonine phosphorylation; actomyosin structure organization. The transcript has 37 exons. Bases 649 to 5823 code for a protein of 1724 amino acids. Gene Ontology annotation, molecular function: ATP binding; protein serine/threonine kinase activity.